GAGCCGGGGAUCUGGGGGGAGAAGCGGCUGGGGAAGCCCAGGAGGAGGGGAAGAAGAAGGUGGAGGCGGCUUAGUCACUGUCGGAGCCGCUCCCACCCGGCUGAAGAGUCGCGCCUUGCUUCUCCUUGUGCCAAAGCGCGCACAGCUUCUUCCCUGGAUCCUCUUCCCGCACCGAGGGGCUUGUGGCUGCUCCUGAGCCUCGCCUGCCCUUCGGUGGACCCCCGAGAAAGGCAAGGGGUGUGUGUGUGUGUAUUCCCAUCUUGGGGGUCUUGUCAGUAAUCGCUCUCAUACAAAAAAAAAAAGUUGCGUAAAAGUUGAGAUUUCGUGCGCCUUUGGAGAGCUCCUAGGGGGACCUGCUUUGGCGACCCCCGAGGCUGCAGGGAGACCCCACACCGGACUCGUUCCAAGGGAUUUAGGGUCGGCAGGCUUGGGGGCUUCCGGCCCAUGGAGAAAAUGAAGGCUCGGUCGCCGCUUCGAGCUGCCAACGCGGCCGCCACGAGCAGCAGCUUCAACGGGUUUGGCGCGCCGGCGGAGAAGCCUCAGCCCUCGCCGCCUCUGCCCAAGGCGCCGGCUCUGCCUCCUGUUGUUGCUCUGGGGAGCGGGCCCGGGGCCAGCACGCGGAGGGCCCCGCCGGAGAGCUGGAAGGAGGAGCGGACCCGGAGCGAGGAGGACAACGAGCUGCACCUGCCCGGCCUGGCCGCCGCCUACGCCUCCAUCCUGCGCGCCCUCGGAGAAGACCCCCAGCGCCAGGGCCUGCUCAAGACCCCCUGGAGAGCCGCCACCGCCAUGCAGUUCUUCACCAAGGGCUACCAGGAGACCAUCGCAGAUGUACUCAACGAUGCCAUAUUUGAUGAAGACCACGACGAGAUGGUGAUUGUGAAGGACAUAGACAUGUUCUCCAUGUGUGAGCAUCAUCUGGUUCCAUUUGUUGGAAAGGUGCACAUCGGUUACCUGCCGAACAAACAGGUGCUUGGGCUCAGCAAACUGGCAAGGAUUGUGGAAAUAUAUAGCAGAAGACUACAAGAUGCCGCAUUGCAAUCCCUGGCUUCUCCAUCCAUUUCAUUUCUUGCUGCAGUUCAGGAGCGCCUAACGAAACAGAUUGCGGUGGCCAUCACAGAAGCCUUGCAGCCGGCUGGGGUCGGAGUAGUGAUUGAAGCCACGCACAUGUGCAUGGUGAUGCGCGGGGUUCAGAAAAUGAACAGUAAAACCGUGACCAGCACAAUGCUUGGCGUAUUUCGGGAAGACCCAAAGACGCGGGAAGAGUUUUUGACGCUAAUCCGCAGCUAAAUCCCAACGUUCGUGGACUCUCUCUCUUUCUCUGGACUUGUCUUAAUGUCACUGUUGCUCUUCUGAUUUAUUUUCCACCCCAUUUAGUUGUUACUUGGGCUCUGUAUUGUGAGUCCCAUCGUUUGCUCAAAAGGUUCCCAAUGUCAAAGGUUCUCAACAGUCCUGAAAAUGUCCUAUCAGUGGAUAUGGCUGUUUUUCUAGGCAAACUCUCAAUGUGUGUACCUGUGUUUUUGUGGGCAGAAUAGGACUUCGUAAACAGAGCUGUUCAUGGUCAUUGAAGUACUUUGUGCCUAUGCUCCCAAAUUAGAGAGAAAGAGAGGAAAACUCGUUUGUCCUGAUGUUCCCCAAGGGACAUCUGCACUACAGAAUUAAUACAGUUUGACACCACUUUAAUUGCCAUAGCUGAAGCCUGUGGAAUCAUGAGAUUUGUAGUUUUGCAACAUCCGUGGUUAUAUAUAUAUAUAUAUAUAUAUAUAUAUAUAUAUAUGCAUACCGUGUUUCCCCAAAAAUAAGACAGUGUCUUAUAUUAUUUUUUACUCCCAAAGAUGCGCUAGGUCUUAUUUUCAGGGGAUGUCUUAUUUUUCCAUGAGGAACAAUUCAUAUUCAUUGUUGAACAAAAAAAAAUGAACAUUUAUUCUAUACUGUA
Anolis carolinensis (green anole) is the source of this 1933-nucleotide messenger RNA. RefSeq names its product GTP cyclohydrolase 1 (gene gch1). Gene Ontology annotation, molecular function: zinc ion binding; GTP binding; GTP cyclohydrolase I activity. Gene Ontology annotation, biological process: tetrahydrobiopterin biosynthetic process; tetrahydrofolate biosynthetic process. The transcript has 6 exons. NCBI's taxonomy places the organism in Eukaryota, Metazoa, Chordata, Lepidosauria, Squamata, Anolidae. Bases 445 to 1287 code for a protein of 280 amino acids. The record is from RefSeq and is a predicted model, not a curated record. Gene Ontology annotation, cellular component: cytoplasm.